AUGUAUGUGGAUUCUUUCUGGUUGGCCGCUUCGCUGAGACGGCCAAGCGUGACAAAAAUUCACCUUGCAGGGAAUUUCACAAAAGAAACAAGAAAAAAAAUUGUAGGAACAUAUGGCCUGGCAUCGUUCACGGCGGUUGCAGAUGGAUGCCUUCUCGUCAUGACAUAUAUUCCUUCUUUUCAGAUAGUCGCUCGUCUGCUUACAGAUGUCAAAAAAAGAUCUAUGUGUCAGCACCGACUGACAUUGAUAAAGCUUUUUUCUCUAGUUUUUUUGGAAGGUGGAAUGAUAUUUGUAUUUCGGUGGACAUUUUUGGGCCUGUGUAAGUUUUCUACGUAACUUUUUGACAUCUGCACUGGUACAUCGUGCACAGCGAUGUAUUUUUUUGAUGUCCUUCUAUGUAUUGUCUGCUAACAGCCUGUUUACUAAUUGAUUAUAGUCUUUUAUUUCUCUUUCUCUAGGAUCGCACGACCUCUUGCGGCUGUGGACACAAUGAAUAUGUCUCAUUUAUUUGAUGUUCUGCAUUUUAUAAUUUUAUCAUGUUGUUGUGUCUCAGUUUAUUGUUAUUCAGUUCGAGUAAAAAAAUCGUUCGGUCUUUGACGCUUUUCUAAUUUUUGCUCUGCGAUAGGUUUGUAGUAGGUUUGUGAUAAGUGAUUUCUUGCUUCACGUUGGUGAGGUCUUGCAGAUUUUUUUCCGGUUAUGUCGUCUGCUGAAAAAAGAAAAAAACUCUGAACGAAAAGCGAACACUUCUCAUAUCAUGG
Molecule: messenger RNA, 758 nt
Organism: Amoebophrya sp. A120
Lineage: Eukaryota; Dinophyceae; Syndiniales; Amoebophryaceae
Source: the annotation of a GenBank genome assembly